UCAUCAUUUCGUCUCUCCAUGGCUGUUGAAAGCUAAUCCUGAGCUCGCGAAUCCAAUGAACAUAUUUGCCAUGAUGCAGUGGAACAAAAAUAGGGACGUGCCAUUAUUUAAGAGGAACAGGAGGGUCGUAUGGGUGUGACUGUUUUUCACUGCGAGCUCAGAGCAAAAGCACAACCCAAGCCAGCUGGGUGUCUCUACUCGUUUCGUGAUGCAUUGCCUAAGCAGAAAGGUCAGCUCUUAUCUGGUGAAUGCUCACUGUGAUGUGGAAGAGGGCAAUGAGGAAAAGAGGGAGCACUACCAUUGUACUUGGCUGGACCUGGUAAUGGAGACAAGACCAGAACAGAAGACAGCAUUGUUAGAGGAGGAUUCUUCACGUAAGGAGACCUACGAGCAGAAACAAGAGGCAAAUUUCCUGGUACAGAGACACCCCAACCAAACGAUCCGGCUGGGUAGACAGGGGCAGAAGAUGGCCGAGCACCAGCUGCGCUGUAAGAAUGUUCUCCCUGUGCCAAUCUUCACACCAGGCAAACCACCGUCACGCAAGGAGUCAAACCGAGCAUUCAGCCCCACAGAGCUCAGAUCUAUCAUGGAGUACAAACAAGCGCUGUCGAAUGGCAUGUGUCUGCAAAAGACUGAAAUCUCCAAAAUCACCAAACACAUGCCAAAAGUCACACAACCCGCCUGUAUAGCCCAUAGAGUAUCAAAUCUCAUCUCACCACCAUGUGAAUCCUCUCAUAGUCCACAGAGAUGCCAGUGA
Molecule: messenger RNA, 757 nt
Organism: Anguilla anguilla (European eel)
Lineage: Eukaryota; Metazoa; Chordata; Actinopteri; Anguilliformes; Anguillidae
Product: telethonin
Exons: 2
Coding region: 209-757 (182 amino acids)
Biological process (GO): sarcomerogenesis; cardiac myofibril assembly; cardiac muscle tissue morphogenesis
Cellular component (GO): Z disc
Molecular function (GO): titin binding; titin Z domain binding; protein-macromolecule adaptor activity
Source: RefSeq, a predicted model, not a curated record